CCAGGACCAAUCGGUCUUCCAGGUAUACAAGGAGAGAAGGGAGAUUCGGUUGGUACCAUGGCAGCUCAUUUCAUCCCUGGUUUACCUCAACAAAAGCAUUACAAGCGUUGACUCACGAACAGAUUUGAUGGGAUGUAGGCCAAUGUGGGGAGGAGACUAUUGUGCAUCAGAAAAUAUUUUUCACAGCAAAGUAGCCAACCAUGUGAUGCAGUUCCUCUCCAUCCAGACCCUGAUAAACAGGGUCACGUCGCCUAUCGAGAGACAAUUAGAUGGACGGUUUAAAGCAUUAUACACUGGUCUCUACAUGUUAUAUAUAAACACUCAGUCUCUGGUCAAAGAUUCACACCAUGAGAUCGGUCUCUUCAUCAGUGACGACAGUCAGAAGUGGCCUGUGAUCGACAUGUCCUGCAUUGUGGCUACUGAUCGCAUUCUCACGAAGAUCACAAGCAGACAAGCCAAAUACAUAGGGGCCAGGACAAAGUCGUGUGGAAAUGUUGGCACGUUCUAUAUUGAAAAGGACCAAAUGAUUUCUAUAGUCAUCACUAGACCUCAAAGGGCUGUGAUGCUUAGCAAGCAUACUAACUUUGGGGCAGUCCUUCUUUCCCAUGCAUGAAAAGAAGUGAGAAACCAUGACAUUACAUGAAGGUUGCAAAUCACACUUAAUGCAAUUGCCUGCAUAAUUGGUUUUUGUUGUGUCCUCCUUAAGUAUAUUAUUUUGAUUUGAAGUGUCGCCGAUGACGCAGAACAUGUUUACUUUUCCAAAACACUUGUUAUUAUCUCUUUUGCAUGUUUCAAGGUCUCCUUUUAAAUAAGGAUUUUGUUAAUUUUUCGCAACAAGAGGUUUGUAUAUCACUUCUCUGGUAUGAUAACGAUUUUGUUGAGACGUAAAUUUUAUAUUUAUGAUAUUGGAAGACAACAACGGUUAUCAUUCUGAAAAUCAAUUUGUAUAACAUAGGUCAUCAGAUGGGAAGUGAAUUCGUUCACUAUAGGUCAUCAAAUGGGAAGUCAAUUCGUUCACUAUAGGUCAUCAGAUGGGAAGUCAAUUCGUACAACAAAGUCACCACAUGUCCAUAUUCAGGAAGCCAUCCUCUCGCCAUUCUGAAACCAUUGAUUAUCAUUUUAUUUAUUUUCGUAUCCAUUUUCACACCUGAUUUGUAUAUACAUAUUUUUGUUUUUGUUUUGUGAUAAUGGCAUAUUCAUUGCAAAAAGACACAAUUAAACAUCACAUUUAGAUAUGCAUUUUUAAAUAUGUACAGCGUAGACUUCAUAACGAAUAAAACUAUAAAACUGUGUAUAUAUAUCUUUAUAUUACUAUUUGAAUUCGUGAAAUAAAAGAUAUGUGCAACAUGUGAACAUAGAAGAUAUCGAUUAUUAUUGUUUGCUAUCUUCAAUAUCUGUCGUGAAAUCACAAGGGUAUGCAGCAUGCAAAUCAUCAAAGAUUUAAGGUAAUUAUAUUAAUGGAUUGCAAUUGAUUCAAUCUCAUGUAUCAAAUCUAACUGGACACCUCGUGAAUAUUGAUGUCGUGUACUUUGUAAGAUAAUAGUCAUGCAUUUCAAAAAGUAAAUGGGAUGUGUUAGUAAAUUACUUUUUAAUCCCUUCCAGUAAAGGAAAGAAUGUGAAUUAAAAAAAAACAAAAAAAAAAAA
Messenger RNA from Pecten maximus, 1644 nucleotides. RefSeq lists its product as uncharacterized. Bases 128 to 613 code for a protein of 161 amino acids. NCBI's taxonomy places the organism in Eukaryota, Metazoa, Mollusca, Bivalvia, Pectinida, Pectinidae. The record is from RefSeq and is a predicted model, not a curated record. The transcript has 6 exons. Gene Ontology annotation, molecular function: protein binding.